Messenger RNA from Eruca vesicaria subsp. sativa (arugula), 483 nucleotides. Lineage: Eukaryota; Viridiplantae; Streptophyta; Magnoliopsida; Brassicales; Brassicaceae. The record is from the annotation of a GenBank genome assembly.
AUGGCAUUUGAGAAAAUGUACAAUCUUAGAUAUCUAAAGAUUUGCAUUUACAAUCCUGGAAGCUAUUCUACACUACACCUUCCCAAGGGACUUGAAUCUCUACCAGAUGAGUUAAGUCAACUUCAGAGACUUUGGGAAGGAACCAAGCUAGUUGAUAUUCAAGAACUUCAAAAUGCUCUAAACGUUGAGGUACUUGAUCUCCAAGGUUGUACAAAACUACAAAGAUUUAUAGAUACAAGCCGCUUUCAUCAUCUCCGGGUGAUAAAUCUAUCUGGUUGCACAAAGAUCAAAAGUUCCCCAAAGGGUCCACCUAAUAUUGAGGAGUUGUAUCUCAAACAAACUGGCAUAAGAUCAAUACCAACUGUGACCCUCUCUUCAAAGGAUAACUCAUUUACUUAUGAUCAUGGAGGUCACAAGUUCUUGGAUAUGGAUGACUUGUCUGAGUCAAUCAUGGUUUAUUUGGAAAACCUCAAAGUUUCUUGA